CAGCUCAGUGGGGUUUGCUUACUUCCACCCGAGGGGACUUCUCUGUCAGCCUGGGCAAGACCGCUGCAACGCCUCCAUCACCGCUGGUCUCUGCAAACCGCCCCAAGCAACACAAACAUGGCUCCUUUUGAGAAAUCCAUUGAGUUGAUGCCCUUCAAGCAAAGGAAAUGCCUUGAAACAAGAAAAGACGAAGUGUGCAGCAUUCGGUCUAAAUUUCCCAACAAGUUGCCUGUGAUUGUGGAACGUUACAUACGUGAAAAGGCUCUUCCCCUGUUGGAUAAAACAAAGUUCCUGGUCCCGUUUGAGCUCACCUUGGGACAGUUCCUAUGCCUGUUAAGGAAUAAGAUUGCCUUGGACUCCACCCAGGCUCUGUUCCUGCUGGUGGCAGAGAAGAGCAUGUCUUGCAUGUCCUCCAGCAUGGGGGAGGUUUAUUCCCAUCACAGCGACACCGAUGGCUUCCUCUACAUCACCUACGCAUCACAAGACAUGUUCGGAGCACCUCAGCACGCAGCCAGGCCGCCUUGCUGAUCCUGAAGCAGAUCAAAUGAACUGAACCUCAACCUCUGGUGUUGACACCACAUAAACUGGACAAACUGAGCCAAGCCCAGAUGGUUUUUGUCCUGUUUUAUUAAUUUGCCCCCAAUUGCAGAUCCGCCUACCUCAUGAAACUUGCUGGAAAUCAGUAAAUAGCUCCAUCCCACGUCACUUCAGCGAGCCAAAAUUAGACUGUGGUGUGCAAGACUCACGCAGGAAGACACUGAGAGAUUGUAUUAUAUUUAAGAACCAAUUUGGCAACAGCUUCUUUUGAUAUUUCAACUCUAUUGAAUUUCAAAAAUCGGAAAUAAAAUGUUAUACCGGUAAUUGUGAUGUUGUUUGCCUGAUGUAUUCCUCCACAGGUCACAUUUCACCACAUUGUAAUGCGAAAAAAAAACAACCUGUGUUAACCUUGCCAUAAUGCCAGUUCAGUCUAAAACCACAACCAAAUUCUACAAGCUACACAAACAGGGUCAAUAGCUUACUUGUAAUCAGGCUCCUUCUUAGCACUUAUCCCCCCUACCUUUCCUCUCGUGGUUACCUCUUCCACCUUCGCUUUGAAAAUGUGAAACUUGAGGUACUUACUGAAAACAUGAAUGUCAAUUUGAUGCUGCUAUGAUUUCUUGUUCUGUAUCAAGCUGCGAUUCAAUAAAGAAUACAUUCUCGUCCUUUUAA
Labrus mixtus (cuckoo wrasse) is the source of this 1209-nucleotide messenger RNA. It is a transcript of the gene map1lc3cl, whose product is annotated as microtubule-associated protein 1 light chain 3 gamma, like. The record is from RefSeq and is a predicted model, not a curated record. Gene Ontology annotation, biological process: macroautophagy; autophagy of mitochondrion; autophagosome assembly. The transcript is spliced from 4 exons. Gene Ontology annotation, molecular function: ubiquitin protein ligase binding. The coding region runs from base 118 to 528 and encodes 136 amino acids. Lineage: Eukaryota; Metazoa; Chordata; Actinopteri; Labriformes; Labridae. Gene Ontology annotation, cellular component: cytosol; autophagosome; autophagosome membrane.